Salvelinus namaycush (lake trout) is the source of this 429-nucleotide messenger RNA. Its product is annotated as endothelin-3-like. The transcript is spliced from 2 exons. Lineage: Eukaryota; Metazoa; Chordata; Actinopteri; Salmoniformes; Salmonidae. The record is from RefSeq and is a predicted model, not a curated record. Gene Ontology annotation, cellular component: extracellular region. The coding region runs from base 1 to 429 and encodes 142 amino acids. Gene Ontology annotation, molecular function: endothelin B receptor binding; hormone activity. Gene Ontology annotation, biological process: regulation of systemic arterial blood pressure by endothelin; regulation of vasoconstriction; intracellular calcium ion homeostasis.
AUGGGUUCUUCAGCCCCCAGUAAAGAUGUUGUCGAGAGGAGAGAGUUGGAGACCACGAAGAUGAACUUGGUCUCCAGGCCAACCACAGUGGGUGUGGUCAGCGGUGUGGGUGUGGCCAGCGGUGUGGGUGAGGCCAGCGGUGUAGGUGUGACCAGCGGUGUGGGUGUGGCCAGCGGUGUGGGUGUGGCCAGCGGUGUGGGUGUGGCCAGCGGUGUGGGUGUGGCCAGCAGUGUGGGUGUGGCCAGCGGUGUAGGUGUGGCCAGCGGUGUAGGUGGGGCCAGCAGUGUGGGUGUGGCCAGCAGCAAUGGGUCCCGGAACAUCACUGAGGCGCGGCGUAGAGACAAGCGCUGCACGUGUUACAGCUACAGAGACAAGGAGUGUGUCUACUACUGUCACCUGGACAUCAUCUGGAUCAACACACCCGAGUGA